Messenger RNA from Vicugna pacos (alpaca), 2163 nucleotides. The record is from RefSeq and is a predicted model, not a curated record. Lineage: Eukaryota; Metazoa; Chordata; Mammalia; Artiodactyla; Camelidae.
GACUAGCCCCUCUCCCGGCCGGGAGCUCCGGUGGAGCCGAGGCGCAACGGAGAACCCCAGAGCGGGCAGACUGUGGGGAGCUGACCGCCUGAGCUGGGCACUGCAGAGAGCAGGGCCGGACCGGGCCGCCCCGGAGGACCGAUGCGCCGGGUGGGGCGCUGGCCCCGGAGGGCGUGAGCCGCCCGCAGAUUGAGCAACUUGGAAACCGGCGGGCGGAGCGCGGGCGCGCUGGGCGCCCAGGACAGUUCCGCGGCGGGCGGGUGAGCCGGCCGCGCCCUCGCCCCUCCCGGGCCUGCCCCCGCCGCGGCUGGCAGCGCGGAGGUUGGUUUUUGGAGGUGUCCCUGCUGAAGUGAAAGAGUUCUCCCAUGUGACACCCUGAGGUGCCUUUGAGGAAAGCUCUCUGGACCUACUCAUGGGCUGAUGGAGAAGUGGGCUCCCCACACCCUCUCUGUCCCCAGCUGAGAUUAUGGUGGAUUUGGGAUACAGCCCAGGCCUGGGCCUCCUGCUGCUGACCCAGCCCCGGAGGCGUUAGCAAGAGCCCUGCGCCGUCCACCCCCCCCCCCGCAGAGACCACCCCUCCUACCAGGGGCCUGGAGCUGGCGAGUGACUAUGCGGCUUGGGCUGUGUGUGGUGGCCCUGGUUCUGAGCUGGAUGCAUCUCGCCACCGCCGCCGGCAGCCGGGGGAUCAAGGGGAAGAGGCAGAGGCGGAUCAGCACCGAGGGGAGCCAAGCCUGUGCCAAAGGCUGUGAGCUCUGUUCGGAGGUCAACGGCUGUCUUAAGUGCUCGCCCAAGCUGUUCAUCCUGCUGGAGAGGAACGACAUCCGCCAGGUGGGCGUCUGCUUGCCGUCCUGCCCACCUGGAUACUUCGAUGCCCGCAACCCCGACAUGAACAAGUGCAUCAAAUGCAAGAUUGAGCACUGCGAGGCCUGCUUCAGCCACAACUUCUGCACCAAGUGCAAGGAGAACUUGUAUCUGCACAAGGGCCGCUGCUAUCCCGCCUGUCCCGAGGGCUCGGUGGCCGCCAACGGCACCAUGGAGUGCAGCAGCCCUGCACAAUGUGAAAUGAGCGAGUGGUCUCUGUGGGGGCCGUGCUCCAAGAAGAAGAAGCUCUGUGGCUUCCGGAGGGGCUUGGAGGAGCGGACACGGAGGGUGCUCCAGGCCCCUGGCGGGGACCACACCAUCUGCUCCGACACCAAGGAGACCCGGAGGUGCACUGUGCGGAGGACACCCUGCUCGGAGGCCCAUUCAGGUCUCACUCCUUUAUCAGGAAGAGGAGGGGGAGCCAGAGGAUGGACCACAUGUGCUCAUCAUUAACGCCAUAGGGUCCUCCCGGGCAUCUACCAGACCCUGCCUCUCCCCUCCAGACCCUCAUCAGUGCCCACUGCUAUGAAGCUGCUCAAGACCACUUUGCCACCGGGUGACUGCCAGCACGUGAACCAGCCUUGGGCCCUGGGGGGCUGCCUUGGGACACUCCCGGAGCUGCCCACCCUGGGCGCAGACCUUGAAGACCCAGAUGCACCUAAAUCUCGCUGGGUGAAGUAGAGAGCCUCUCUCCCCUACAUGUGUGGUGCUUUGUCUCAAGAUCACCAAAGCCGGUCUCACAAAGACUCUGGACAAAGGGGCUUUUGGAUUUCUGCCUGAAGCCCCCUUCUCCUUUGAGCUCAGAAAAAAAAACUCCUAGGGCUGAAAGACACUGACAGGCCAGUGUCGCUCUUCCCGAACCCCCUUUUCUCUUCCACAUGGGCUCCUUCUGCCCCCUUCCCCAUGAUAUGUAAACCUCCUCAGAGAGCCCCCUGCUGGCCCACUAAAGCAUCAGCUACACUCCGAUGUAUAGGGAACCCCCUCAUCUUCCCCAGGGCAGAAAAAAAAGGAACUGCACCUCCAUGCUGGGACAGGGAAAUUUCACUCUUAGAGGUCACUCUCAGAGGGCAAUGGUGACUGACAGUCAGCUCUGGUCACUUACACCCCUUUUCAAUGAGCAAAACUCCCACCAGAGCCCCAGGAAGGGGUCAUCGACAAGCUUUUUUUCCUGUAAAGGGUCAUGUAGUAAAUAUUUUAGGCUUUGCAGGGCAGCUGUUCAUCUCUGACUUUGUAGUGCAAUAGCAGUUGUAGACCAAACAGGGUGGCUGUGUUCCAAUAAAACUUUAUUUAUGAACUCUGAAA